UAUUCACAGAGGUGAUUCGGUCAUGCAGAUGAAGCAGAGGCGUGGAGAAGGAACCCAGCAAAUGGGUUGAGGAGGAGAAGCAGCGAAGGGAGCAAGGCUGGGGACAUGGAAGAGAACAGCACAGGAAGAUCCCUGUAUCCCAGUAUCUGGACACGAUCCCGUACCAGGAGAAUUUCUCAACUGGUCACCCAGCUGGAGAAUGUGGUGGCUGAACUCAGUGCUCAAUCUGACCAACUGCUGGACCUCUAUAGGCAGCAGCUGGGCCCGCCACUAGAUCACCCAGACUUCAUGCCCCCAGACAUUCCCCUGGGUCUCCCAGAGCCUCCAUCCACCCAGCCUGGGGUGGCCUGGCUUUCCCAACGCCUCUGGGCAUUCACCCUGCUCUCCUGUCUCCUGGGACGUCAGCUUGAUGACCAGAGGCACCUUCGGCCCUCCCAAGUCGGGCUCCUAGAUCUGCUGGCUUACUACUGGACUAGCCUCCGUGGACUGGUCGCAACUUUGGAGGGGUUUCUGGGUACCCUGGGAGUGAAGACUGUGACCUACCCCAUUCCUCCAACCCCGCCGCCAGAAGAGAUGGAGUGCCUGGCUCCUGGGCCUCCUGAGAGAGGCACUGAGGGAGCAAAUGUCUUCAAGAUGAAGGUGCAGGGGUUGCUGGUGUGCCUCCGCUGUGCCUUCUGGCUGCAGGUGUCUAAGGGGGGCUUCCGUGCCUCCUCCCUCCUUCUCUGAGGGGACAUUUCUAGGAACAGCAUUCCCUCCGGCAGUACUCCCUCUCUCCUCACAGUCUCAUUCCUUCCUUCCCUUCCUGUGUUUUUCUCCGUCCUUCUGACAUCUCCCUCCUUUCUUGCUGCCUCUCCACCUUCCUCCCUUUCCAAUAGUCUCCCUCUCUGCUAUCCUCCUUCCUCUUCCUUCCCGCUCUCCUCUCCCUGCCCUGUGUCUCACCAUAUGGCCCUGCGCUCACCAUAUGGCACCUCCUCUGAAUGAUCCUACCUGGUCCCACCACUGCUGGGAGCCCAUUGCCUGAUUCCCACUCACUGAGGCGGAAGGAAUGCUUAGGUGAAGUUCUGGGGAGCCCGAUGUCCUGCAUUAAGAACAGCCAGUGUCCCAGACAGUCUCUCAGCCAGUUCUAGGGCUCAUGGUGAUGGUUAGGGUCAUAAAAGUGGUUGGUGGAUGUAGAGUUUUCUGUUUCAUGUGUGUGUACGAGAGAGAGAGAGUGUGAAUUUGAUACAGGGAGGUGUGUGUAUGUGUGAGAGACGGUGAUUGUGUUGGCCUAAGGGUGAAUCUGUAUUUCUAUAUGAGAGAAUGUACAGAGCCUCCUUGGAAGUUUUCGUAUUUUAUUGUUUUACAGCAUUGAAUCACAGUGGAUUUAAUUUGCUUUCUUUGACACUGAUCAUCAGAAAAAAACUCU
Mobula hypostoma (lesser devil ray) is the source of this 1405-nucleotide messenger RNA. RefSeq names its product cardiotrophin-like cytokine factor 1. Gene Ontology annotation, cellular component: extracellular region. Gene Ontology annotation, molecular function: cytokine activity. The record is from RefSeq and is a predicted model, not a curated record. Gene Ontology annotation, biological process: cell surface receptor signaling pathway; positive regulation of tyrosine phosphorylation of STAT protein. The transcript is spliced from 3 exons. Bases 106 to 726 code for a protein of 206 amino acids. Lineage: Eukaryota; Metazoa; Chordata; Chondrichthyes; Myliobatiformes; Myliobatidae.